Akanthomyces muscarius is the source of this 1485-nucleotide messenger RNA. RefSeq lists its product as uncharacterized. The coding region runs from base 1 to 1485 and encodes 494 amino acids. The transcript is spliced from 8 exons. Gene Ontology annotation, biological process: regulation of DNA-templated transcription. Gene Ontology annotation, molecular function: zinc ion binding; DNA-binding transcription factor activity, RNA polymerase II-specific. Lineage: Eukaryota; Fungi; Ascomycota; Sordariomycetes; Hypocreales; Cordycipitaceae. The record is from RefSeq and is a predicted model, not a curated record.
AUGCCGCGUCGGCAAUCAGUCGCACAUCACGCUUGCGAGCUCUGUCGUCAGAGAAAGCGAAAGUGCGACGGAGAUGGCACGCACCCUUGCAAGUCGUGCCAUGAGACUGGCACGGACUGUGUUUAUCUGGCGACCACACGUGUCUCCAAAGCAGAUUUACGUGACAGACUGGCCAAGCAAGAGGAGGAACAUUUGCACGACAAAGUUGUGCUAGAUGCCAUAUGCUCUCGAAACACGAGUUUUGCGGAGAUGAUGAACAUCCCGCAAUGGAAGCAGAAAAGGCCGCUCUUCGUCUUCUAUGCGGACCCCCCUUUCGCCCUGCAGUCAGAUGCAACGUCGCCGACGGCAAUCCCCACUGCGACAAUGCGGUUUCGGACCAACCUGGUCUACUACAGAUCGCAAAUUCCGCAACUAUUGGACACCAUCCUGGCACGAGACUGUCUUUCAUUCUGCCCAAUCAGCGAAAAAGAAUUUCUCCGCGAUUUCGAGUCUGGUUCUGGUCCGCACUGCUCCCCAGCUCUCCUGGACGCCCUCCUCGCCUUGGCAACGUUGUUGGUCCAGGGAACGGUUGCCGCCAUCAUUGCGCCUCGUUUGGAGGACAAAUCCCAAGAAGAGCUUGGCGACAGUUUUGCAAAGGAGGCCAUAGCUUCAUUGUACAACGCAGCCGGACUACCGCAGCGCAUGGCAGAUAUACAGGCGCUGGGUAUACUGGCGCUGUACUGUCUUGGCUGUGGCAAGAUGAAAGACGGCCUGGGCUUUGCCGGAGAUUUUGGUGCUGCCAUUACGGAACAAUGGGGAACCAAGCAGUCGGUACUAACCUUUGAUCAUCGACAAGCGCACGCAAACGUCUAUUGUGCUGCAGUUUCGUUCAACAGGUCGUUGUUCUUGAUCCAGAAUUAUAAUAAAACUCUGGAUGAGCUGACCGUCAAAGUUGACUUGAAAACGUCUUCUUUGCAUGAUGAUAACAGCAACUCUGGAAGUACAGGCUCAAAAGCCGACCUUUCCUGCUCUAUUAUUGAUGACGCAUUUGUUUCCAGAGAUCUCAGCUUACUGCCCAACAACCCAAAAUUGAUUGCCGCCAAACUGUUCGAGUUUACAGAAUGGGUGUACAAGGUCCGGGAAAAUCCCAAGACUUCCCUCGAGCAGACGAUAAAAGUUUUUCAAGACUGCAUGCGCUGGUAUGACUCCUUCUUCGCCUGCACCAGCAACGGCAGUAGCGAAACUCCGUUGAUGAUGUUUGCCCACACCUACUAUCAUUUCGGCGUCAUGUGUCUUCUGACGCCCUACGUGCUCGAAUCGGUCGCUGUUGAUUCGGAAGGGAAUUUUCCCGUCAAAGUUUGCAAAGAAGCGGCAGCCCAGAUUGGGACCUUUAUCCAGAUCUACAGCGCGGUACACAACGACGGACAGCUUCACGAUUUCAUGACGUUUUUCAAGACUGCGGCUCUUGCGUUUCUGGCAAUUUGCAAGGCAAAGAUACCAAAGUAA